ACCCAAACAUCCAGCCCAAUGGUGCCGACAGAACAGCCUCCAUCCCCUCCGAAGACGCCUCCAAACUUGCGGCAGACCCCAACAUCGAGUUUGAUGCUCUGGGACAGGGCCUAUGACAGUCUCAAACUUGACGAACCCACGAUAAUGCAAAAGUACGAAAUGAUACUGUCCUGUCAAAUAGAGCGCAGCUCCGUAUCCGAAACAGCAGAAUCACAGGCCAACAUCAUUGCCCAAGAUCUCCCAGACAAGAGACGUGAUCAAAUGAAGAAGUUGGUUGUCGACGGCCAGAUGAAGACAGCGCGGGAGGCCGAGAUUAAAGAAACCACUGGGACGGUCUUGCGCGUCGUCACGCAGACGAAGAGCCUCAUUGAUGUGGCUGUUCAGGCCGUGCCGCAGGCUGCCCUCCCCUGGUCCAUCGCCUGCAUCGCCAUUAAGAUGCUCACCAACUCCGUCGAGACAACAGAAUCGCAUCGCAAGGGACUUACGCAUGUCAUCUCUAGGAUGGACUGGUACUGGGCUCUCGCCCAAAGCCUUCUAGAACCUAGCCAUGCCUCCGGCACUAGGCUCGGCUUGGAGAACCAGAUUGUUGAUCUGUACAGGAAAUUGUUGCUGUACCAGAUAAGGAGCAUCUGCUCUUUCUUUGGAAAACGUGGCGUCGUCUUCAUGCGGGAUCUAAUCCAAUUCGACGGCUGGGAGGGCCAACUGGAGUCUAUCCGGAACGCGGAGGAUCAGUUUCGUCAUGACACCAUGACAUAUUCGAUGCUGCGGCAGUAUUCUGGAUUCGAGGAGAUCCGGCACCAACUUGCACAACUUGCGGAAGGCGUCGAGUUCCAGGCCGAGCAGCUGGCCCAUCAGUGCAUGAAAGACUUGCUUCUGACCGAUCCGGAACUUGAUAAAAAGCGCAUCGAGGAUUCCAAGGGGGACCUACUACCUGGCGCCUACCGAUGGGUCCUUAAGGACUCGAACUUUCGACAGUGGCGCGACGGCAGUGGCAGCCAGCUGCUCUGGGUCAAGGGUGAUCCCGGCAAGGGCAAAACCAUGCUCCUCUGCGGCAUUAUUGACGAGCUGCGGCCGGCAGUUCAGUUGACGAAGUUUCUCGUUGCCCACUUCUUCUGCCAGGCGACGGAAGCACGGCUGAACAGAGCCUCGGGCGUGCUGCGAGGGCUGAUAUAUAUGCUCGCCAAGAAGCAGCCUUCACUAGUCUCGCACAUCCAGAAGCAUCAUCAAGACGCCGGUCAAAAGCUAUUCGAAGGUCAUAACGCGUGGUUCGCCUUGCAGGGCAUCCUUCAAGACAUGUUACACAACCUGGCCCCGAAUACCACCACAUACCUGGUCAUCGAUGCACUGGACGAAUGUAAGGAAGACUUGCCUCAACUUCUAAUUAACGGGUUUCCUGUAGCUAACAAUAUCUAG
Messenger RNA from Phialemonium atrogriseum, 1413 nucleotides. RefSeq names its product NACHT domain-containing protein. The annotation marks the transcript as partial. NCBI's taxonomy places the organism in Eukaryota, Fungi, Ascomycota, Sordariomycetes, Cephalothecales, Cephalothecaceae. The record is from RefSeq and is a predicted model, not a curated record. The transcript is spliced from 4 exons.